Molecule: messenger RNA, 288 nt
Organism: Medioppia subpectinata
Lineage: Eukaryota; Metazoa; Arthropoda; Arachnida; Sarcoptiformes; Oppiidae
Source: the annotation of a GenBank genome assembly
AUGUUCUUAAACACUCUGACGCCCAAGUUUUACGUGGCGCUCACCGGAACUUCUUCGCUCAUCUCCGGCCUCAUUCUCAUCUUCGAGUGGUGGUAUUUCCGCAAAUACGGCACUUCCUUCAUCGAACUCCACAGAGAGUUGGUGAACUCAGGCACCGAGCCGCCGCCAGGAGGGCUCUUGCCGCUAAGCGGGUGGUUAAGCAGGUUGCCUAGGUUACCUGUCGUUUAUAGAGAGCCAAACAGAGGAGAAGACAGACAGUCUCCGCUCACCUCUUCUCUUGAUCUCUAG